This is a messenger RNA of Orbilia oligospora ATCC 24927, 1773 nucleotides long. RefSeq lists its product as uncharacterized. The transcript has 3 exons. NCBI's taxonomy places the organism in Eukaryota, Fungi, Ascomycota, Orbiliomycetes, Orbiliales, Orbiliaceae. Gene Ontology annotation, cellular component: cytosol. Gene Ontology annotation, biological process: glycerol catabolic process. The coding region runs from base 1 to 1773 and encodes 590 amino acids. The record is from RefSeq and is a predicted model, not a curated record. Gene Ontology annotation, molecular function: ATP binding; glycerone kinase activity.
AUGUCAACAAAGCACUUCUUCCAUGAAUAUGAGGGAUUAGUGGUCAAGUCCCUCCGAGGACUUUGUCAUACAAACCCUUCACUCUCACUGAUUCCGCAGCACAAAGUCAUUUUCAAUCCAUCUCAUAACACCUCUAAAGUCUCAAUUGUUUCUGGAGGUGGUAGCGGGCACGAACCCGCAUGGUCAGGGUAUGUCGGAGAAGGGAUGCUAGCGGCAGCUGUUAAUGGCGACAUUUUUGGAAGCCCCAGCGCCGCGCAAGUGAUGGCCGGAAUCAAUAGUGUCAAGAGCGACAAAGGCACAAUUUUGGUAAUAACAAAUUAUACCGGCGAUAAGCUACAUUUCGGACUAGCAUGCGAAAAAGCCAGAGCAAAAGGGCUAGAAGUCGCAGUUCUAGCGGUUACAGAUGAUGUCGCCCUUGGGAGGAAACGAGCCGGAAUGGUCGGUAGAAGAGGCCUAGCAGGAAAUAUACUCGGCCUCAAGAUUUUGGGAGCGGCAUCGGAAACAGAUUAUUCAUUCGACGAAUGUCUUUCUGUCGGGCGAGCCGUCAAUUCGAACCUCGUCACUGUAGGGGCUUCGCUUGAUCAUUGUCAUGUUCUUGGACGAAUAAAUCACGAGAGAGUACCCGAUGACGUCUGUGUGCUGGGUAUGGGUAUUCAUAAUGAACCCGGCUUGCAACAUUUAUCACCAUUACCCUCACCAGAAUCUUUGAUCGAGCAAAUGCUAAAAUUCCUCCUCGACCCGGAAGAUGAAGAUAGAGCCUUUCUUAAAUUCAAACAGGGAGAUGACAUUGCCUUGCUUGUAAACAACUUUGGCGGAACCAGUUUGCUCGAGUUACAGGCCCUCACAAAUGAGGCUAUAGUCCAACUAGGAAACUCUUGGUCAAUUUUUCCGGUGCGAACAUUCUCCGGAACUUUCGAGACUUCUUUGAAUGGACCCGGUUUCUCUAUUUCCCUAUUAAACAUCUCAGGAACUGCCCGAGAGCAUAAGACAUCGGCAGAAGGAAUUCUUCGACUGUUAGAUCUCCCAACUGAUGCUCCCGCGUGGCCACGAGUGAACUACAAAUUCGCAGAAACUGCCAAAACUGCAACCAAUGGCGUUAUGAGUGGUGCCGAUAAAAAUGGCCUUUCUAAAGACCACAUAACUGGUGACCGGCAGCUUGAUUCAUCGCUCUUGUAUCACUCCAUAAAACUGGCUUGUGAGCGGGCCAUCGCAUCUGAGCCCGAGCUCACAAAGUGGGACAUGGAAAUGGGUGAUGGUGAUUGCGGAGAGAGUGUCAAGGCUGUCUGUCAAUCUAUUUUGCAAUCAUUUCCGGACACUCCUGACACUUCACUGGUUUCCCUUCUAUCGUUGCUCGGAACCUCCAUUGAUGCAAUGGGCGGGACUCUCGGUGCGAUCUUUGGCAUAUUUUUAGCAAGCCUUACUGCUUCAAUACGAAGACAGCCAGAAAAUACAGAUAUUAAUGAGCUUUUUGCCAACUCAGUCUAUGAUGCCCUCCAAGGUCUGAUGAGCCAUAGUGGGGCCAGAGUCGGAGAUAGAACAGUUAUGGAUACACUUAUUCCAUUUUGCGAAACUUACAAGAGUUCUGGUAGUUUCCCCAAGGCUGUGAAGGCAGGUGCAGAUGGCGCUGAAGGAACAAGGGGGAUGAAAGCAAGAUUUGGAAGAGCGACAUACGUAAAGGGGCGAGAGGGGUACGUAGAGCCGCCAGACCCGGGCGCUUGGGCAGUCAGAGAAAUGCUUCUGGGCGUUUUAGAGGUCGUCCAAACUCAGUUUUGA